AUGCCACCAACUGAUGCACUAAAUAUCCCAAGUUAUGGUAUGCUUUUACUUGAACAUCAAGCCAAAAUCAAGACUAAUGCCGUCAGUUUUGUAAUCCUUCAGAAUGAACGGCCAGCAGGAGGAUUAUAUAUCGACCAAUCUUGUAAUGGUCUUUUUUUGUGUCACCGGCCUUCUGAUUGUAAUAAUGAAACUCGUUAUAUUUACAAUCCUUCAACAAGACAUUACAGAAUGAUUCCUCAACCACCUCCAUUCUUAGAAGAAACCAAUUGUAGUUCUUUUGAUUGGCAAUUCUAUUUAGCUUUCAGUCCAAGCAAAUCACUUUAUUAUGAAAUUGUAUUUCUUUGGAAAAAUUGUCGUGUAAAUCCUCAUGAACAUCAGAUGGCAGUCUAUUCUUCGAAUACAGGCUUAUGGAGACUCUGUGGAUAUGUUAUGCUUGAUUUUAAAGUCCGUACCUGCCGUUGUGUUUUCUGGAAUGGCUAUUUGAAUUGGAUUGGGAGAGGCCGUACUUUAUAUUACUUCAAUAUUGCUAAACAAGUACUAAAAACGUCUCUGCUUAGCGAUGAAACACAAAAACAUUGGGGUGUACAAGAUUAUUUUGGAGAGUGCACGGGUCAUAUGUAUCUCAUGUUACGUGAGAAAGUUUGGCCGUCCAAUAGCACAUGUAUCUUUGAGAUGGAGAUUGAUUACAGUGGGUGGAAACCAAUAUGUCAGGUGGAACUAGGCGGAUUCGCAAAUAAGAAUGGAAUGGUGACGCUUUCGGCUUAUUUCCGUAUAUUAAAGGUAGUUGUGGAAGGUGAUGGUGAUGAAGAUGAGCUGAAGGUUUUGAUACUUUUACCUGGCAAAGACAAACCUGGAGAAGACAAGAUUGUAUGUUAUGAUCUCAAGACAAAUAGUUUUGAAGAGAUUUGCAAUUGUCGGAUGGAUCAGUUUGAUCAGUAUUUACAACCUGCAUAUAUUGGAUCAAUUUCUAAUGUUUGA
This is a messenger RNA of Papaver somniferum (opium poppy), 978 nucleotides long. Its product is annotated as F-box protein At5g07610-like. Lineage: Eukaryota; Viridiplantae; Streptophyta; Magnoliopsida; Ranunculales; Papaveraceae. The record is from RefSeq and is a predicted model, not a curated record. The transcript has a single exon. Bases 1 to 978 code for a protein of 325 amino acids.